AUGCCAUUGAAGUUCUCGUUUGAUAUGAGGUCAGCAUCAAAUAUCAUAGAAGCUGCAAAUGAACCCGAUUUGGACACCGAUCCCGAAAGGGCACAGUAUGUGCGAUCCAUACCCAACGCCCUACUAUUCAAUGGCCUAUUAAUGCAACACUACUUCAUAUCACCGGAAUUCCUAUCAAAAGGGACAGACAUAUGGCUGGCCACGUAUCCCAAGUCAGGUAUGACGUGGACGGCGGAGAUACUGUCCCUCGUGUGCAAUGACGGGAAUAUAGACAAUGUUAAAGAUGUAUACCUACCGAAACGUGUCAAGCACUUCGAGAUGGGUAGCCCUACCGGUCCCUCGGGAUUCUUGGGUCCCGAACGGCUACUAUCAACCCAUUUGCCCGCGACUCACAUCCCACUUCAGUUGAAGCAACUGAAAUGCAAG
Oppiella nova is the source of this 426-nucleotide messenger RNA. The record is from the annotation of a GenBank genome assembly. NCBI's taxonomy places the organism in Eukaryota, Metazoa, Arthropoda, Arachnida, Sarcoptiformes, Oppiidae.